Molecule: messenger RNA, 868 nt
Organism: Branchiostoma floridae (Florida lancelet)
Lineage: Eukaryota; Metazoa; Chordata; Leptocardii; Amphioxiformes; Branchiostomatidae
Exons: 6
Coding region: 131-484 (117 amino acids)
Source: RefSeq, a predicted model, not a curated record
AUCUGUACAUGUGCUGUUUGCUCCUCUGGUCUUGUAUCUGCUUUGCGUCUUCCAAAAAAAAAAGGACUGUAUAGAGGUCGUUUCGUAGAAGUUCGGAAAGGUACCCUGGCAUCGAAGACUACUUCUCACCAUGGAAAGAUUUCUGUUGAUGGUAGUCGUGGCGGUCACUCUGCUAGGCCAUGCCCAAUGCCAACUUCGUGAACUGUGCAGUCUCGGACAAUACAACGUGACUCAGAUUCCCGGAUUCGUCAUCGCGUCCACAACGGUGUUCGCUUCUUCAGUCGUGAACGCCACACAGCAGGCGGACUGGAAAAUCAUCAACUACUUCAAGGGAGCAAACGACAAAAACCUGAAAAUGGACCUCCCAGGUACUUUUGUAACGCAGACCUACAUCAGUUCUGCACCUGUACGGGAGGUGACUGUCGGCGCCUUUAUACCCAGGAACCUGUGGGACACCCGCCUGCACCGACUGAUGACGAGGUAGUUAUUGACGUUGUACCGAGCGCCAUCAUGUACGGAAGGAUGAUUCAGGGACAAAAGCUGGGGGUUACUCCUGACAAGGAGGCGGCCGAGUUGUUUUCCAUCCUCAAGGAGCAGAAAGAACCCGUCUGGUCCGAAGAUGACUACUAUUACUACUUGCGUCCUUUGGGAAGUGAUGUUAGUGAUCUUAAGGAUGGCUGGGAAGAUUUUGGAGGAGCUUUACUCAUCUUCGCUAGUAAUGAGAAAGUCCAGAACUACUACAAGUUUGCUGAAGGCGCCGUUAAGAGCCAGUCGCGACUGCCAAAGUGUCUCAGGGGAAGGGAAAUCACCUGGCCCAAACCUGUGGUAUCUUCAAAUGUAGGGGCUGGAAGGAAUUCAUGUCGGCAGA